AAGCCAUCUACUCAAGUCCCAGCCCAGUUACUUGGGAGUCAGCUGCGAGCCAGAAAACUCACGCACCCUCUCCCCACUCCCCCUGCAGCAGAGAGCGUUUCAUUUUCGCACGGACGCAGCGCCGAGCGACAGUCGCCGCUUGCGGAAUCGAAGUGCAGCGAUUACACGUUGUAAAGGCACAGAGAGCGAUUGCGUCUGGGAUGGGAGCUAUUGAACGACCGCCGGAUCUGAGAGUUCCCAGCACGGCUUAGUUACUAAGGAGAACCUCGCUGAUCGGGCGUGCAGAGUGGAAUCUGGUACUCCUCGCUAUUUUGCCAAGGAAAUUAAACAUCAUCUCUGGAGAUUUUUUGAAAGUCACAGCGAAGCUUCAGAGGCUCUUGGAUUGAUUUGUUCUACAGCCGUUUCUUCGUUGACAUUUUGGAGUAACAGAGUUGAGGUUCCUGUGAACGUGCCUAUCCGCAGUGUCAAUGCGACUGCGGCUGUGAAGUGAAAUCUGCAGCGAUAACAGGUACAUGAUGUCCUCUACCAUAAGAGCAGCCUGAGCACGGAUUGGCUGAGAGCACCCCACUGACGUUCCUCCCACAGACACCAGGAAAAUGGCACCCAGUAUGAGGAAAUGGACUUGUGUGAUCUUCUCUUGUUGUCUCUCUAUGCUGCUGGUCCCUCUUGCAGCCUCCAGACCUCAGCAGCCCUCUGCAGCCUCUGCCAUAGAUGAACAUUACCACACGUUCCACGCGGAGAAUCCCGAAUGGACCUUCAACCACUUGGCUGUGGACCACCGCAAUGGGAACGUUUACCUGGGCGCGGUCAACCGCAUCUACAAACUCUCACCUGAUCUGGAUGUACAGGUGUCCCACCAGACAGGUCCCGACGAGGACAACCGCAAGUGCUACCCGCCCCGCAUUGUACAGCCUUGCAGUGAGCCACUCACACUCACCAACAAUGUCAACAAAAUGCUGCUGAUGGACUACAGGGAGAACCGACUGUUGGCCUGCGGCAGUCUCUACCAAGGAAUCUGCAAACUGCUGCGCUUGGACGACCUGUUCAAGCUUGGUGAACCCUUCCACAAAAAAGAACACUACCUCUCUGGUGUCAACGAGAGCGGCUCCGUCUUUGGCGUGAUCGUGUCUUACGGGGACGCCUCGCCGGACAAGCUGUUUGUUGCCACCGCGGUGGACGGUAAACCCGAGUACUUCCCCACCAUCUCCUCACGCAAGCUAGCGCGCAACUCGGAAGAGGACGGCAUGUUUGCCUAUGUCUUCCACGACGAAUUUGUGGCAUCUAUGAUUAAGAUCCCUUCAGAUACCUUCACUGUGGUGCCAGACUUUGACAUCUACUACGUUUACGGCUUCGCUAGUGGCAACUUUGUGUACUUCCUCACGCUGCAGCCGGAGAUGGGCAACGGUCCGGUCGCCGGCUCGUCGGCCGCGGGGAGAGAACAGGUGUACACUUCCAAAUUAGUAAGACUCUGCAAAGAUGACACGGCCUUUAACUCUUAUGUGGAGGUGCCGUUGGGCUGUGUGAAAGGAGGCAUAGAGUAUCGCCUCCUGCAGGCGGCAUACCUCUCCAAGGCAGGCACCAUUUUAUCACGCUCUCUCGGCGUGGGGCCAGACGAUGAUGUGCUUUAUGCCAUCUUCUCCAAAGGCCAGAAACGACACCCCAGGGAGUCAUCACAGGAGUCGGCGGUGUGUGUCUUUGCCCUGCGUGAGAUCAAUGAGCGUAUUAAGGACAGGUUGCAGUCCUGCUACAGAGGAGAAGGGACCCUCGACCUGGCCUGGCUCAAAGUCAAAGACAUUCCCUGCAGCAGUGCGCUCCUCACCAUCGAUGACAACUUCUGUGGCCUGGACAUGAACGCUCCUCUUGGUGUGUCUGAGAUGGUCCGUGGUAUCCCUCUGUUUUCUGAGUCCUCUGACAAGAUGACCUCCAUCAUUGCCUAUGUCUACAAGAACCACUCUCUGGCCUUCGUGGGCACGAAGAAUGGCCGUCUCAAAAAGAUCCGGGUGGAUGGCUCUUCCCAUGGUGCUUUGCAGUAUGAGACGGUACAGGUGGUGGAGAAAGGUCCAAUCCUGCGAGACAUGGCCUUCUCUGCAGAUCAGCAUUUUCUCUACGUCAUGUCAGAAACACAGCUGACACGGGUCCCAGUGGAGACGUGUGAACAGUACUCGUCCUGCAGUAAGUGCCUGGGUUCAGGAGAUCCUCACUGUGGUUGGUGCGUUCUCCACAGCAUGUGCACCAGGAAGGAGAGAUGCGAGCGUUCGUGGGAACCCAGACGUUUUGCUUCGGACAUUAAGCAAUGUGUCCGUCUCAGCGUACACCCCAACAACAUCUCUGUGUCUCAGUACAGUGUCAUGCUCAUCUUGGAGGCUCAUAAUGUUCCAGAGCUUUCCGCGGGAGUGAACUGCACAUUUGAGGACCUUGUUGAGAUGGACGGACUGGUCGAAGGCAAUCGCAUCAAGUGCAGCUCUCCUGCAGAGAAGGAAGUCCCACGUAUCGUCAUUGACCAAGGUGAUCACCAGAUUGUGCAGUUAUACCUCAAGUCUAAGGAGACAGGCCUUGCCUUUGCCAACACCAGUUUUGUUUUCUAUAACUGCAGCGUCCACAAGUCUUGUUUGUCCUGUGUUGGUAGCCCAUAUCAGUGUCACUGGUGUAAAUACAGACACACCUGCACUCAUGAUCCACGCAGUUGCUCCUUCCAAGAGGGUCGAGUCAAGCAGCCAGAGGAAUGUCCGCAUCUGCUCAAGGCCGAACGGAUCCUGGUUCCUGUGAACGUGGUAAAGCCAAUCACCCUUCGGGCCAAGAACCUGCCCCAGCCCCAGUCGGGCCAGCGUGGCUAUGAGUGUGUCCUCAACAUCCAGGGUGUAGAGCAGAGAGUGCCCGCCUUGCGCUUCAACAGCUCCAGCGUCCAGUGUCAGAACACCUCCUACUCAUAUGAUGGGAUGGAGAUGAGCAGUCUCCCUGUGGAUCUGACGGUCAUCUGGAACGGCGACUUCAGCAUCGACAACCCGGCUGAAAACAAAGUUCACCUGUACAAAUGCGAGGCCAGGCGGGAAAGCUGCGGGCUGUGCCUGAAGGCAGACCCACUGUUUGGAUGUGUCUGGUGUAAGGGAGAGAACCGCUGUACCCUCAAACAGCACUGCCCCCACCCAGAGAGCAUGUGGCUGGAACACAACGGACUCAACAGCAAGUGCACCCACCCAAAGAUCACUACGAUUACCCCGCUCCGAGGCCCGCGAGAGGGGGGCACGCUUGUCACCAUCCGUGGAGAAAACCUGGGGUUGGAGUUCCAUGAGAUCCAAGGCAAUGUACGUGUGGCGGAUGUGGAGUGUACACCUGUGCCGGAGGGCUACAUCCCCGCAGAACAGAUUGUGUGUGAAAUGGGGAAAGCAGCGAUAAGCCAAUACGCCGGGAACGUCCAGGUGUGUGUUGGCGUGUGUCAUCCGGAGUUCAUGGCCAAAUCAUACAAGUAUUACUACUUUGUGAACCCCCGACUGCUUGCCCUCAAGCCCAGCAGAGGGCCUGUGUCUGGGGGAACCAUCAUCAACAUAACAGGAGCUAACCUGGAUGCUGGAAGUAAUGUGUCCAUUAUGUUCAAGGACCAAAAGUGCACCUACCAAAGGCGAGGCGGGCAGUGGAUAACGUGCAGAACCCACGCCUCCCUCCGUGGCACCGGUCGCGUCACCGUGUCUGUGAGUGUGGACAGGGCUCAUCUCAGCCAGGACCUUGAGUUUGAGUAUGUGGAGGACCCCACCAUCGUUAAACUUGAGCCCGAAUGGAGCAUUUUCAGUGGGAACACACCAGUGACAGUGACAGGAACCAACCUGGACAUUAUCCAGAGUCCCCUCAUCAGAGCCAAGUACAACAAUCUGGAAACGGUCAACACGUGCCAGGUGUUGAGCGCCACCACCAUGCUGUGCCAGGCCCCUGAACUGCCCAUCAGCCUCAGUAGGCAGGAGGAGGUGGUGGAGAGACCAGAUGAAUUUGGCUUCAUCCUGGAUGAUGUCCAGUCAGUGCUGGCCCUCAACAACACCAACUUCCUCUACUACCCCAACCCUGUGUUUGAGCCACUCAGCGUGUCUGGUGUGCUGGAGCUGAAGCCAGGUUCUCCCAUAAUACUGAAGGGCAGGAACUUCCUCCCUCCUACUCCGGGUGGCAACGGCAAGCUGAACUACACCGUUCUGAUUGGAGAGAAGCCCUGUACGUUAACCGUGUCUGACACCCAACUGCUGUGCGAAGCGCCCACCCUGACGGGACGACACAAAGUCCUGGCUCGAGUAGGUGGGAUAGAGUUCUCUCCCGGCGUCGUCCACAUCACCUCUGACAGUCCUCUAAGCAGCACGGCCAUCAUCGGAAUCGCCGGGGCCGGCGGCCUCCUCAUCCUCUUCAUCGUCAUCGUGCUCAUUGCCUACAAACGCAAAUCCAGAGAGAGUGACCUCACACUCAAACGCCUCCAAAUGCAGAUGGAUAACCUGGAGUCUCGGGUAGCGCUGGAGUGUAAAGAGGCGUUUGCUGAGUUGCAGACUGACAUUCAUGAGCUGACCAGUGACCUGGAUGGAGCGGGGAUCCCAUUUCUGGACUACAGGACAUACACCAUGCGAGUUCUCUUCCCUGGCAUUGAGGAACACCCUGUGCUAAGAGACCUGGAGGUCCCAGGCUACAGACAGGAGCAGGUAGAGAAAGGCCUGAAGCUGUUUGGUCUUCUCAUCAACAACAAGGUCUUCCUCCUCUCCUUCAUCCGCACCCUCGAAUCUCAGCGCGGCUUCUCCAUGCGUGACCGUGGCAACGUGGCCUCUCUCAUCAUGACCGUGCUUCAGAGUAAACUGGAGUACGCCACCGAUGUUCUCAAACACCUUCUCUCGGACCUCAUCGACAAGAACCUGGAGAGCAAGAACCACCCCAAACUGCUGCUGCGCAGGACGGAGUCUGUAGCUGAGAAAAUGCUGACAAACUGGUUCACUUUUCUGCUCUACAAGUUUCUAAAGGAGUGUGCUGGAGAGCCUCUGUUUUCUCUCUUCUGCGCUAUCAAGCAGCAGAUGGAGAAAGGCCCCAUCGACUCCAUCACAGGCGAGGCUCGCUAUUCACUCAGCGAGGACAAGCUCAUCAGACAGCAAAUCGACUACAAGACACUGGUGGUGAACUGCAUCCACCCUGAUAAUGAGAAGAGUCCAGAGAUACAAGUGAAGGUGUUGAACUGUGAUACCAUCAGCCAAGUGAAGGAGAAACUGCUGGAUGCCAUCUAUAAGAACGUACCAUAUUCUCACCGACAGAAAGCCUCAGACAUGGACCUGGAGUGGCGUCAGGGAAGAGGGGCCCGUGUCAUUCUCCAGGACGAGGAUGUCACCACUAAAAUAGAGGGAGAUUGGAAGAGACUUAACAUGCUGGCUCACUAUCAGGUGCCUGAUAACGCGGUGGUGGCUCUGGUGCCAAAGCAGGUCACAGCCUACAACUCCGUCAACAACUCGACUGUCUCCAGAACUUCUGCCAGCAAAUAUGAAAACAUGAUCAAGUACACAGGCAGCCCGGACAGCCUGCGCUCUCGCACGCCCAUGAUCACACCGGACCUGGAGAGCGGGGUCAAAGUUUGGCAUCUGGUCAAGAACCACGAGCACGGCGACCAGAAAGAGGGUGACCGCGGCAGCAAGAUGGUCUCUGAGAUCUACCUGACCAGACUCCUCGCCACAAAGGGCACGCUGCAGAAGUUUGUGGACGACCUGUUCGAGACCAUCUUUAGUACGGCACACAGAGGAAGUGCCCUGCCUCUGGCCAUCAAAUACAUGUUUGACUUCCUGGACGAGCAGGCUGACAAGCACAGCAUUCAUGACCCGCACGUCAGACACACAUGGAAGAGCAACUGCCUACCUCUGCGUUUCUGGGUGAAUGUGAUUAAGAACCCCCAGUUUGUGUUCGACAUCCAUAAGAGCAGCAUCACAGAUGCCUGCCUGUCUGUGGUGGCUCAGACCUUCAUGGACUCCUGCUCCACAUCUGAACAUCGCUUGGGCAAAGACUCGCCCUCCAACAAGCUUCUCUAUGCCAAGGACAUCCCCAGCUACAAGAGCUGGGUAGAGAGAUACUACUCGGACAUUAGUAAAAUGCCUGCCAUCAGUGAUCAGGACAUGAACGCAUAUCUGGCUGAGCAGUCCCGCAUGCACAUGAAUGAGUUCAACACCAUGAGCUCCCUCAGUGAGAUCUAUUCCUACGUGGGCAAAUACGCUGAGGAGAUUGUGUGUGCACUGGAGCAGGACGAUGCAGCCAGAAAACAAAGACUGGCCAUGAAGCUGGAGCAGGUGAUCGCUCUCAUGACCUUGGAGAGCUGAGGACCGCAUUACCCAGAGUGCAUUGGGAGAGUCCGUCACAAACCGAGCCGUGCCUGAGCGAGGACCUGUCCAUCUAUCUCAUCACUUCCUUUAUUUUCCCACAAGCCUUUGCGUCACAUUAGCUCUGCUUCCUAGAAGAGUAGGGAUGGAGAAUGGUGGAGCUGAAGAUUACUUUUUCUCUCAGUGUCGUAAAAAUGGUUGACUCCCCACUCUGCUGCAUUUGGGGAAGGGUGUUCGCUUCAUAGGUGAAAUUUUCAAUUCCCUGCACAAAGGAAAGAACUGUUACAUUUAUGUUGCCUUCAAAAUAUCGCUGAUAGCAAAGUUGUUCAAACCACAAAGUUGGGUGUCAAUUUAUUCUGACUUUCAUGAUUAGAAUAGUGUAUGAUGCUAUUAUAGAGUCCAGUUAAUUGUAGUACUUUAUUAAACAUUGAGACACAAAGUAACAGAGAGACAGCGAGAGCGAUACAGUAUGUUUAUGGGGACCACAGACCGAAUGGCUAGUUCUGAAGAGUUCUAUGAUGGUUACAAAAACCAUCUGAGUUACCUUAAAACUGUAUUUGAGUGAGUCCGUUUAUGAGUAAAAGUGAAGAUGUUCCAUUUUCACUCGAUAGCAGGUGAGGAUCCAAAAGACUUUUCAGCCUGUUGAAGAGAGCAAGUGCUUCUUGACUUUCGCACUCCAUCUGGGACACUGACUGACUGCCUUGUGAGUGGUAGAAAGAGUCCCCUUGUGGCAUAACUUAAAAGUUUUUCAUUCACGUCCCAGAAGAGAGAGAUUUUCUUUCAGCUCCUCUUAAACAACCUCUUGCUUCUGCACACUGCACUCAAAUGAGCCCCUAGAUAAAAUGAGGUGAGAAAACCCAGGGAUGAAUACUUCAGACAUAAGCACACAGACAGACACACACAGACACGGAAAACUCAAAACUACAGCCAGCACAGGUACUCCCCUUCCUCUUUGUUCAGUUGACUGGCUGUUUCGGCCUGCUCUCCUUUGAGAGAGAGAGAGCCGGGCGUCUUUCCCUCUCUGCAGUCUAACGAUAAGCACAUUCUAUAGCUGUCUCAGAUUAAACAACCUCUAAAAGGAACUACAAUACCGGAAUGCCCAAACUAAAAAUUGAUGAUGAACUACAGAUAUUGGUUUAAAUUAGGGAUCAUAUUUCUAAAGAGAACUGCCACAAAGACUACCUUGAUUACACUGGACCUUCCAUAAGACUGUAGAAGAUCAACAAGUGAACAAAGUUGGCGCAUAAAAAUACCAAAGGAGCCCAAUGUUUUUUUUUUUUGUU
Molecule: messenger RNA, 7594 nt
Organism: Chanos chanos (milkfish)
Lineage: Eukaryota; Metazoa; Chordata; Actinopteri; Gonorynchiformes; Chanidae
Gene: plxna4
Product: plexin A4
Exons: 32
Coding region: 597-6311 (1904 amino acids)
Biological process (GO): semaphorin-plexin signaling pathway; regulation of cell migration
Cellular component (GO): semaphorin receptor complex; plasma membrane
Molecular function (GO): protein binding; semaphorin receptor activity
Source: RefSeq, a predicted model, not a curated record